AUGGACUCGCAAGACGACAGCCAAGAGUCGCAGGACAGCGUCAUGACCAUCACGCAGGAGAAGCGACACGAGAUACUGUACUUUGCGUACGGGAGCAACCUGUCGACCACGCAGAUGCGGCAGCGGUGUCCGUUCUCGACGCCCGUGGGGUUGGGCUUCCUCGAGGGAUGGCGGUGGAUCAUCAACGAGAGGGGGUACGCCAACGUCGUGCCCAUGACGCCCUCGCCCGGCGGCAGCGGCGGCGAGGGAAGCAGCAGCAGCAGCAGCAACAAAAAGGCGGGCGUGUACGGGUUGCUGUACCUGCUCCCGCCGCAGGACGAGGCGCGGCUGGACGGGUACGAGGGGGUGCCGUGGGCGUACGAGCGGAUGCACUGCGAUUACCUGCGGUGGGCGACGCCGCCGCCGCCAGAGGGAACCGACGAUGGCGAGGGCAGCGGACGAGGAGGAGCGGCGGCGGCGGCGGCGGACGAGCCGGUGCGGGCGCUCGUCUACGUGGACAGGCAGAGGGUGACGGAGGGGACGCCGCGGGAGGAGUACGUCGGGCGGAUGGAGGAGGGGAUCCGCGACGCGGUGUGGAAUUGGGGCCUGGACGAGGCGUACGCGGACAGAGUGAUGAGGAGGUUCUGGAGGAAGAAGAACCAGCGGGGGGAGCGCAUCUGA
This is a messenger RNA of Purpureocillium lilacinum, 660 nucleotides long. RefSeq lists its product as uncharacterized. Lineage: Eukaryota; Fungi; Ascomycota; Sordariomycetes; Hypocreales; Ophiocordycipitaceae. Gene Ontology annotation, molecular function: gamma-glutamylcyclotransferase activity. The record is from RefSeq and is a predicted model, not a curated record.